CCACAUCACUAUUGAUUGAUUAAGUGACAUUCUGCUUUCUGCGAAAAGUACAAGUUCUGCGUAUUAUUGUUUAUUAGUUUUAAUUUAUUGAAUCUAAAGAAACUACAACGACUCUUUCUUUAAUUUUUGUUAUUCUACAAUAGUAUACUUUGUUUUUAACAUCAUACGGUAGUAACAAGUUGCAAAACAAGUAGAAAAUAGGUUGUAACGGGGUCUCCCGUUAUCUAAACAAUUACCUCAAAAACUUAUUAUGCCUCAUGAUUUAAAGGAGUUGGGUGGAAGGAAACCAGUAGUAAUGGCUCCCUUGUCGCCGACCCCAUGCGCGGAGAUCAGUGAUGACGAGCUGGUCUCCAUAUCCGUGCGCGACCUGAACCGGCAGCUCAAGAUGAGGGGACUCACCCGGGACCAGAUAGUCAGGAUGAAGCAGCGUCGUCGCACUCUGAAGAACCGCGGGUACGCCGCGUCGUGCCGCAUCAAACGCAUCGAGCAGAAGGACGAGCUCGAGACUGAGAAGAGCCAGGAGUGGCACGACAUGGAGUUGAUGCAGGACGAGAACAACAGGAUCCGCGAGGAGGUGGAGGCGCUGCGAGGGAAGUAUGACGCGCUCAAACGUUUUGCCAUCAUGAAGAAUAUACCAUUACCACCGGAAUUGGAAAUACAGCCAUAGGCCUGUUGAAAUGAGACAUUGUACCUUUGUACCUUACUUUAGAAUAUAUUGUUGGAGGCAAUCAUUGAAAAGGAGUGUUAAUAUUUUAAGUAUAGGCGUGUAAGAUAGAGAUGGCUGUAAAGACAUGUCUGUCCUACUAAUAGUUAAGUAAAAACAAUAAGAUGGAACAAGUUAAGUAG
This is a messenger RNA of Spodoptera exigua (beet armyworm), 846 nucleotides long. The record is from the annotation of a GenBank genome assembly. NCBI's taxonomy places the organism in Eukaryota, Metazoa, Arthropoda, Insecta, Lepidoptera, Noctuidae.